Molecule: messenger RNA, 3508 nt
Organism: Malaya genurostris
Lineage: Eukaryota; Metazoa; Arthropoda; Insecta; Diptera; Culicidae
Gene: Xe7
Product: A-kinase anchor protein 17A
Exons: 5
Coding region: 477-3293 (938 amino acids)
Source: RefSeq, a predicted model, not a curated record
UUCUGUCAAAACAACAAAGGCGUGUAUGUGCAAAGUGCAAAAUUCUCUCCAUCUUGAAGAAAAAUCGAAAUAUUUUGUAGAAUAUCGUUAGAUGCAUUGAAUGGCUUAUUAGAAAAAAAAACUUUGAACUAUUUUGGAUACUUCGGAAAUAAAUUUUGCAAGUGUUAAAGUGCUUAUAAACGGUCGGUUAUAAUUAAUUUUCGUUCAAAAUUCUAGAGUUAAUAACGUGGGGUUGGGGCUUUGCCCUCGUUGGUUUCACUUAAAUGUGUUAGUUUUGUCGGUUCGGGAGUGUUUUGGUUUUUACAGGGACCUUUCGGAAAUGUAUGUAAAAGCACUAAUCUUUCUUGCUUUGUUUCAUUAACUUUCCGUGGGGGGAACAAUAUGUGAAUUUGGAUGCUGAACAAUUUGUGCCUGCUGUACAAUUUUUAUUCAAUGUGAAUGAACUUUGAAAAAAAAAAAUAAAAAUAAAAAAAACAAUGAUACAGACCAUACAAGAUGUCAGCGAUUGCGUUCCGUUGUAUCUGCCGCAUAGCCUCUACCUCAAACCAUCGUCAAAACUUAAUAUAUCGGUGGCCUUGCCGAACGCUAUCACCGGUAAAUCCAUCUCCAACUACGAGGUCAUGGAGAAAAUGCGUCAGAUGAUUAUACCCGACAAAUUUGCGAUUCUAAAGAUUCGUUUUUUAUCAAAGGUAUCCAAAAGCACUGUCGGUUUCAUUCGUUUCGAGGGAGAGCUAGAGGAUCGUAGCAAAAUGCGUCAUGUUUUAGGACGACUUGAUGGGCGGCCUAUUCGUUUGGCCGGAUUCAGUGAAUCGGUAAAGUUGAGAGCAUCGGAAGCGAAAGACGAUUUCCCGACUCGGCAUGAUUGGGAUUCGUUCUUUCGCGAUGCUCGAAACAUGGAUGAAAUGAAACCAGGCGAGCGCCCGGACACCGUUCACUUUUCCAAUCUGCCGAUCAAGUGGUUUUGUCCUAGACACCAGGAGAAUGACAACGAUGCUAAGCCAAGCGAAAGCAUUUUCAAGCGAAUAUUCGAAAGGUUUGGUGACGUUCGCUGUGUGGAUAUUCCUAUUUGUGACCCAUACCGAGCACAAAUGAAAUCGCACAUGUCUGGAAUGCAGAAGUUCAAUUUUGAGCAGGAGAUGUAUUUUGAGGGAUACGUUCAAUUCAGUGAGUAUGUGGGAUUCGUGAAGGCAAUGGAUGAAUUUCGCGGCAUGAAGCUGGUACGAAAGGAAGGCGACAAAAACAUGGCAGUAUCCAUUUCAGUUGACUUCGAUCGCACCAAACAUCUGAGUGAUUCAUCAAUCAAAAAACGAAAAGUGGUCCGCGAACGUUUGAUUGCGGUUGAUCGAGAAAAGGAAGAAGAAGAAAAAAAGAGAGUCGCUGAGGAGGAAGCCAAGAAAGAACGCGAAAGAAAGCGCCAGGAGGAUCUGCGUAAAGCGGACGAACUCAAGCGAAUGCAACGCGAGCAGCGUCGAAAGGAGAAGCAUUUGCAGAAACUACGGCAGCGCGAAACCGACGAGAUUAGCGUGAAAAUACUUCAAGAAGAGCGGAAGUUGAUGGAGACGCAGCGAAAACUGGAGAGUAUUCGAUUGCUGGAUGCCCUUUUUGAUAGAAUAAAGGUAAAACAAACCUUACUCGCGGGUAAAACAGUCAAAGAAGACACUGCCGCUAAAGUUUCUGGACUGACUAAUAAAAAAGCUGAUAAGAUGAAAGCAGCUCAGGAAAAAGAAAUGGUGAAAUUGCGGCAACGAGUAAAAAGUGUUAAAGACGGUAAUUUGCUAAAAAAUUUUCUGGGAACUACGGGUCGCACUUCUGUUGCCCGGUCUCGGUCGCCUAGCAUUAAUACUAUCAGUUCGGACGAUAGUAUACUGAAUGACCAUCCCAUGGACGCAAGGAAGAAGAAAAAGAAGAAAAUGUCUGAUUCUGACCUUAGUUCAACGAACUCAGAAGAAUCCGAUAAAAAUGAAGACGAAGAGACUCACGAUGAAGCCGCUGUUGCUGCUGUUGCAUAUCCUCCCGGCCCUCCAGCAUUACCACCGGGAGCCUACCCCGGAAUGUAUCCAGGAUUCGAUUGGGCAGCAAUGAGCUACGCUUAUGCAUACGAUCCAUUCUAUGCUCAGCGUGCUGGGUAUUAUGCAAAUGCUAUGGCAUACCGUGGAUUUCGGGGUGCUCCACGAGCGCCAAGAUUUCCCAGAGGACGCGGUAGAGGUGUUUACCGUGGUCGUGGUUACGACUACUAUCGCGAAAAAGAUGAUUAUGGUGACUACGAUUACAAUGAGCGUGAGCGUGAACGGGAUCGAAAUCGGUCAAGAACAAGAUCUUAUUCGAGAUCAAGAUCUAGAUCUCGAUCAAGAUCCCGUCGUAGAAGAACACGCAGCAGAAGUCGGAGCCGUUCUCGCGAUCGAAGCAGAUCUCGGGGCUCCCGAAGUCGAUCCCGGUCUUCGAGAUCCAGAUCUAGGUCGAGUUCAAGAUCUAGAUCUAAUCGACGGUCCAGAACAAGAUCAGAACGAUCACGUUCAAAUUCCCGUCGUUCGGAAUCAAAAUCAUUGAAAACGGUGCAAGCGUCUAAACCUACGUCAAAGCAUCUUGCUUCUACAAUAAGAAACACGCGAUCGCGAUCUAAAUCUCACUCUAGAACACGAUCUAAGUCGCGAUCCAGGUCCAGAUAUCGCCACCGUUCAAAAAAUCGCCAUCGCUCGCAUCAUCGCCGUACUCAUUCAAAGGAACAGGAAGAUGAACCCGUUCCCGAAUCGUUCAAAAAGCAUCGAAUUGUACUGCAAACAGAUAAAUUAGUGAAAAGUGCAAAAGAAAUAGAGGAAGAAGUACGAGAACAUAUUCGUAAACAGCAGGAAGAGGAAGAGCGUCAACAGAACGAAAUAAUAUCAAAUGAUACCGAAGCACAUACUGCAGUAGAAAUGGUAGAAACUAGCAAUAAAAAGUCUAAGAACUCGCAUGAAUCACGUACACGAUCUUCAUCGAAGAGACGGACGCGAUCGAAGUCAGUCGAAAAACGGUUAUCCAAACGACGUUCCAGAUCAAAAAGCAAAACUCCAGCGAAUUCUUCGGUCAAACGAAGACAACGGAAGGAUUCUGCCAGAUCGCCGGAGAAAAGUUCCCGAGGAAAGCAUCGGCGUGAUUCAACAUCAUCCACAUCUUCUGAGAAGGUCGAAAGAGGUCAAAAUCAUAGUAGUGAAAUCAAACGAAACAGAAAAGGGCGCUCGAACUCACAGCGUUCUGAUCGAAGGCGUACGAAUCGUUCGAAGGACAGUCCAAGACGACGCGAAAAUAGUCCGUGAGGAAUGUGUUGCAUGUAUAUAAAAAAUUAAUGUGUUUUAACUAAUGCGAACCAAACAUCGUAUGAACUUUGCACUAACAAAACAAACUCAGUUUAUUUGAAGUGUUUUCGGGGGAAUGUCCUGGAUUGAGAAUGGCUUCAACCCCCAAAAGUGUCGCAGGCGGGAAAGCUAUCGUUUUUUUUGGUCCAGAAUAAAGAUCUUAAUUUUGAAAUGUA